UUACUAUUAGUAUUUUUCGAAUAUUCACAAAAACGAAAACAUACUAAAUGCAAAGGAAACACUUCAAUGUCCGGAAAUAUAAAUAGCUGACUUCCUGAUGGUGAUUUAGUAGAGGCACACAAACACACGCACCCAUACAUACUCUAGAGGCAGGAGAAUCAAUCCAAGAUGAAACGAAAGAGAUGUGACAUGGAAGAGGCAACCAAGAAGAAGAAGAUGACAGAGAUUGGAUCGGCCAUUGAAGAACUCUCUCUUCUUUCCAUAGCCAAGACCACAAUAGUUACUACCAAAAUAGAAGCCACCAACAUCAUCAAUUUACCUUUGAAGCCUCUCCUCUCUUUCUGCAAAUUAAUCGUCCAAGUUCUUGGUAUAUAUAAGAUUGGCCCGACAAUGGCUGUUCUCCGACAAGACAUUGAUCAAAAUAUUCAAAGAUUAGAGAAGACGUGGGAAACUGAUCCUAUCGUGUACUCAAAUUUGGUUGAGAUAUUGAGAAAAGAAGCGAAGGAAGGAUCUUCUAAGAAGCCUAAAAGCUGCAGCAGAGCUGCUGUUUGGCUAACCAGAGCGAUGGAUUUUACAUUGGCCCUAUUGCAACGGCUUGUCAAAGACAUGUCACAGAACAUGCAACAAGCCGUCGAAGAAAGUUAUAAUUUGACUAUAAAACCUUGGCAUGGAUGGAUCUCUUGUGCUGCUUUCAAGGUUGCUCUUAAGCUGGUACCAAACAACAACACAUUCAUCAACGUGCUUGCGGGUAAAGACGAGAGUUACCAGAUGGUUCAAGAUGAUAUAAGAAGUUUGAUUUCUUUGCUCAUUCCACUUCUAAGCCAGCUCCAUUCUAUUUUGGAAUUAUACGAAGUGCACAAACUAAAGUCAACAUGAGAAAGAGAACCGAAAAGGGAAGGAUUUAAAGGGUUUAGUUUGGUUGUAACACAAAGUCUAACUUGUAGCAUCUCUUUUCUAAUGAAUUUUUAUCGAUUUUUCUUCGAAUGAAUUGUUCGUCUAACAGCUUUAUCAUGCAUGCAAUGAUGAUUUUCUUUGUUGGUA
Molecule: messenger RNA, 1041 nt
Organism: Brassica napus (rape)
Lineage: Eukaryota; Viridiplantae; Streptophyta; Magnoliopsida; Brassicales; Brassicaceae
Product: glycolipid transfer protein 3
Exons: 6
Coding region: 169-876 (235 amino acids)
Biological process (GO): intermembrane lipid transfer; ceramide transport
Cellular component (GO): cytosol; membrane; cytoplasm
Molecular function (GO): ceramide 1-phosphate binding; ceramide 1-phosphate transfer activity
Source: RefSeq, a predicted model, not a curated record